AUGGGUGAGACGCAACAUGUGAGUGCUCUUCCACCGUCCCCAAUGCAGUACGUCAAGGAAUAUACAGAUGAAAAUACUCAGGAAGGCCUAGUUCCCAAGCCUCCACCUCCAAUAAAGGACACUUAUAUGAUGUUUGGCAAUCAAUUCCAAUGUGAUGAUCUUAUCAUCCGCCCUUCAGAAAGUCAGGGCAUCAAAUGGCUUCAUCCUAUGCAGUUUGAUCACAAGAAGGAACUGAGAAAACUCAAUAUGUCUAUUCUUAUUAAUUUCUUAGACCUCUUAGGUAUCUUGAUAAGGAGCCCUGGGAGUACAAAACCAGAAGAGAAACCAGAAGAUAUUAAGCUGCUUUUUGUACAUGUGUAUCAUCUCAUAAAUGAAUACCGACCCCACCAAGCAAGAGAGACAUUGAGAGUCAUGCUGGAGGUACCGAAAGGUCAAUGUCUUGAAACAGCUGAGAGAUUUCAGAAGCACCUGGAGCAAGUCAUUGAGAUGAUUCAGAAUUGCCUGGCUUUGCCUGAUGAUCCGCCUCAUUCAGAAGCAGGGAUGAGAGUAAAGACUGAACCAAUGGAUGCUGAUGAUAGCAACAAUUGUACUGGACAGAAUGAACAGCAAAGAGAAAAUUCAGGUCAUGGGAGAGACCAGGUUAUGGAGAAAGAUGCUGCCCUGUGUGUCCUAAUUGAUGAAAUGAAUGAAAGACCAUGA
Messenger RNA from Enhydra lutris kenyoni (northern sea otter), 699 nucleotides. Its product is annotated as mediator of RNA polymerase II transcription subunit 7-like. The transcript has 2 exons. Gene Ontology annotation, molecular function: transcription coregulator activity. Bases 1 to 699 code for a protein of 232 amino acids. The record is from RefSeq and is a predicted model, not a curated record. Gene Ontology annotation, biological process: regulation of transcription by RNA polymerase II. Gene Ontology annotation, cellular component: mediator complex. Lineage: Eukaryota; Metazoa; Chordata; Mammalia; Carnivora; Mustelidae.